This is a messenger RNA of Ogataea haglerorum, 1872 nucleotides long. RefSeq lists its product as uncharacterized. The record is from RefSeq and is a predicted model, not a curated record. The coding region runs from base 1 to 1872 and encodes 623 amino acids. Lineage: Eukaryota; Fungi; Ascomycota; Pichiomycetes; Pichiales; Pichiaceae. Gene Ontology annotation, molecular function: ATP binding; DNA binding; hydrolase activity. The transcript has a single exon.
AUGAUGCGUAUCUUGAUACGACGAUAUAGCGUUUCGCUGACUGCACGGAACCAGGUCUCAAGCCUUGUCCUGCGUCCUUAUCAACAGGAAUGUGUUGACACGUGUCUAAAGUCGCUUGAGACGACCCGUCGAAUAGCAGUUAGUCUGGCUACCGGAGGAGGCAAAACUGUCAUAUUCAGUCAUUUGAUUGACCAAAUUCCACCGAAUCCGAAAACUGGACGGUCAAAAACGCUCAUAUUGGUGCAUCGCAAAGAACUGGCGGAUCAGGCUAUUGCAUCCUUGCGAAGAGUAUAUCCUAAAUACAAAAUAGAACUGGAUAUGGCAAAUCGCAAACCUUCUCAUGCACCAGACAUCGAUGUCGUUGUUGCCUCGGUUCCAACUUUGAACAGGAGCACUCAGCGACUAGAGUCCCACGACCCAGGUGAAUACAAAGCUAUAGUCGUCGACGAAUGCCAUCACGGCGUUGCAGAAUCAUACACCAAAAUACUGAAGCAUUUUGGCUGCGAUUCUGCUAAUUGCGAUAUAGCGCUGCUUGGGUUUAGUGCCACAUUGUCAAGGUACGAUGAGUUGCCGCUUGGUCUUGUUUUCGACGAAAUCGUGUAUGACAAGAAUCUGGUGGACCUCAUUCGAGAAGGCUAUCUGUCUGAUUUUUCGUGGAUCCAGGUUUCUGCAGGUCUAGAGCUCUCUCAGGUUUCCCUUGGUAAAGAUGGAGACUACAAGAUGGACGAGCUGGCAAAUCACGUCAACAAGGAUGAAAUCAACUCCCUGGUCUUCCAAAGUUACCAGCAUUUUGUUGAAAAAUAUCAACUGAAAUCAUCCUUGUUCUUUUGUGUUAAUGUUGCCCAUCUGGAAAGUUUGUCGCUCGUUUUUCGCUCCAACGGUGUGAAUGCACAAUAUGUGACAGGAAAUACGUCUAAAUUCGAGCGUGAAAGACUGAUCGCGGAAUUUUCAAAUGGGGAGCUGCCUGUUCUAAUGAAUUGCGGUGUGUUCACAGAAGGAACGGACAUUCCUAAUAUCGACUCCAUAUUCAUGGUACGUCCGACGCAAUCCAAGACUCUCCUUACUCAGAUGGUCGGGCGAGGGCUCCGGCUACAUGAGAGCAAACAUAGAUGCUACGUGAUUGAUUUCGUGGAUGCACACAAAGUUGGUGUCCAUUCCAAUCCUACCCUGGAAGGGAAGAUGAAAACAACUGGAGUUAGUUUAUUUGAAAGCGAUACUGGUCGCGGACAACAGGGCGGCCCAGAUAUAGAAGACAUCAAAUACAUGGAGUAUGACACUCUUGAUGGCUACCAAAAAAUCUUUGAAAAGUUCAAGGAACAGCAAGUGGUCCAAACAGAAAACAUAUUCGGCAAGUUCAAGACAAGCCAGUUCCCAUGGAUCCAGUUGAAACGUGAUGUCUGGGGACUCAACCUAGGGAAGGAAGAAUUUUAUCAGAUCAAAAUAUACCCCACAGGAGCCAAGACCUUGUCACUUGUCAAAACCGUUCGUCGAGGUAAAAUCAAAUACCCAGAGUCUCAGCAGAUAGCUGAGAAGGCGACCCUCGAGGAACUUUUUGCGGAAUUGGAGAAACAACUUGAGAAUUAUCCUGAAAAAUAUCAAAGGUAUCGCCAGACAUUGAUCCGCGGCGCAAUUACUCCAAAACAGCGAGAUUUCAUUAGAGGCGUUACUAUCAACCUGAUCGAUAAAAAUCCUAAAAUAGAUCAAGCGAAAUUCGCCGGAUUGCUGGACAAAAAGCUUAAUGCUAUGAGCAAAUUCGCUGCUUCGAACCUGAUUUUUGCUUACACAGUUUCGAGAACGAACGCUCUCAAGCUGUUUGUCAAGCAACAGGUUCUUCCCUCGAAAGCACUUCAGAAAUACGUAGUCUCGAAAUGA